UCCAUUUUAGUUGGAGACUGUGGUUUUCAGAGUUCUCACAUGAUACGUGAGGGCUUAGGAGAGAGAGAGAGAGAGAGAGAUUCAAGGAAGCAGGCUUUUUUUCAUUUCAAAAAAAGGGAAACCACCAUCAAACACAGUCAAACAUUCAACACAUCUGUGUGUCGUGGCUUUACUUACACUGCACUACUCCCAGCCAACAUGCCUUGUGUCAGCGAUCUUCCACACCUACUGCCAACUGUGCUCAUAUGGUUAAUGGAUGUUAAGUGUUGCUUAUCUCAACAUGAAGAGAUCCUAACCAUCAGUUACCAUGUCAAUAACAUCUCUAUCGUGAACUACUCGGACUAUAACAUCUCCACUAUUGAUUACGACGACUUUCCUGAGCUUUGUGUGAAGGAACUGAACCGCAAGUUCCGCUGGUGGUUCAUGCCUACCUUCUACUCCAUCAUCUGCUUCCUGGGGCUGGCAGGAAACCUACUGGUCAUCCUCACCUUCUUCUACUUCAAACGUCUUAAGACCAUGACAGAUGUGUACUUGCUCAACCUGUCAUUUGCAGACCUGCUCUUUGCCCUGUCGCUUCCCUUUUGGGUAGCCAACUCCAUGACAGAAUGGAAACUGGGCCUGUUGGUGUGCAAAGCCAUGCACACAAUAUACAAGGUCAGCUUCUACAGCAGCAUGUUCAUUCUCUCGUUCAUCAGCGUGGAGCGUUACUUCGUCAUUGCCAAGGCGGUCUCCGCUCACCGCUACCGCUCCCAAGCAGUGUUUCUCAGCAAGGUAUCGUCAUUGGCCAUCUGGGUGAUGGCACUGAUCUUCUCCAUACCAGAAAUGAAAUACACCACAAUCAAUAACAACACCUGCACCCCUUACUCCAGCAAUUCUGACAAGCUCCGUGUCAGCAUCCAGGCGAGCCAGAUUGUUUUGGCUUUUGCCCUCCCGCUCCUGGUCAUGGGCAUCUGUUACAGUGGUAUUGUCCAGACCCUUUGCCAGGCUCGUAGCUUUGAACGCAAUAGGGCCAUCAAGGUGAUUCUCGCUGUGGUGGCAGUCUUCCUGGUCUGCCAAGUGCCUUAUAACCUGGUAUUAUUUGUGAGCACAGUUGUCACAGCAGAAGGAGGAACCAUAGACUGCCACUUUGAGAACACUCUCCUCUAUGCCACCGAUGUCACCCAGUGUUUGGCCUUCCUGAGGUGCUGCCUGAACCCUUUCGUCUACGCCUUUAUAGGUGUAAAGUUCCGUCAUGACCUCCUGAAGCUAAUGAAGGACUUGGGUUGCAUGAGUCAUGAGAUGUUCUUCAAGUUUACCUUGGGAGGAGGCAGGAGAAGGAGCUCGGCCACCGACACUGAAACCACCACCACAUUCUCCCCAUAAAGCGGCUUCAGCCACACCUGCAGACCACACACAGACUGGGAAACACUGGAUGGAUUAAAGACUGGAUAUGUUACAUGUACAUAGCAGAGGUGAUCAUAAAUGACAAUUUUGUGUUUUGUUGUUUUUGUCAGUUUUUUAGUGUUUAUCCUCGUCAGUUAAAACCAAACAAGGCUUUUUGUUACUUUUUUGUGUUGCAACAGUGUACAUUAUUUCAAGAAAUUCACGUUGUUAAUGAAAAAACGUUUUUUACCCGACCAUUUGAAGAGCAACAAAUCAUGUACAUCAAACCAACUGAAC
Etheostoma cragini (Arkansas darter) is the source of this 1659-nucleotide messenger RNA. It is a transcript of the gene ccr7, whose product is annotated as chemokine (C-C motif) receptor 7. Gene Ontology annotation, cellular component: membrane. NCBI's taxonomy places the organism in Eukaryota, Metazoa, Chordata, Actinopteri, Perciformes, Percidae. Bases 40 to 1362 code for a protein of 440 amino acids. Gene Ontology annotation, molecular function: chemokine (C-C motif) ligand 21 binding; chemokine (C-C motif) ligand 19 binding; C-C motif chemokine 19 receptor activity. Gene Ontology annotation, biological process: immune response; G protein-coupled receptor signaling pathway; chemotaxis. The transcript has 3 exons. The record is from RefSeq and is a predicted model, not a curated record.